CUCUAAGAUGCACCCAAAAAAAGAAAAACAUAUAAUUCUCUCAAUUCCAUUUCACACUCAAUUAACUACUAAUGUUCCUACUUUUGUUUUUGAAAACUGUUUUUGAAGAAUUAUGGUUGAACGAGUGUAUAAUAUUUCAUGUCAAUCAGUAUUCACAAACUUAUGAUUUUCGAUCGAAGACAGAAAUAACUUUAAUAGCAUAGUUGUCUUUGUCUUCUUUAUACAAUUUUUUUUCUUUUGUUCUGAAAACAUAAGCCAGCUCCAUAUCUUUGUUAAUUUUGCCUUUCUUUCUCAGUGUACUUUCUCUUGCUUGUGGUAUCCAACUACUCCAAUGGCUGCUUUCUCAAGUUUUCUUAUAUUCUUUCUCUCUUCUUGAUCCAAGAAAGCUUUGAUUCUUAAGUUUUUUAUGAAUAAAAAUAUUUACAGUGAAAAGAUAAUAAGCCCUGUUCAAGAACAGUUAUGGUUUGGCUCUCUCAUUUGAUCUAUUUUUAUUAAAGCUUGGCAGUCUCUGUCAUUGUUACUACUAAAUCCAAGAAGAAGAAACUGGAGAUAAUACACAGGUCAGCAGCCAACUUAAAGUGAUGGGUUUCAACAUUCUGAGAGAUUUGGCACUAUUUGCUCUCUAUUCCUUCUUGCUCUUCUCAGGUUCAAGUUUAGCAGAGAAAUCAUCUAUACAAGAAGAAAAUCAAGAAAACAUACCUCUACAGAAUGAAGAAGACAGAACAAUCGUCUCACCUAUACGUUUCACUCAGUUGGAUGACACUACAAUUGUUAACCCAACAACUCCUGGAGGAACUCCAGUUGCACCACCACAGUCUGUACCAAACAUAGUAGACCCCAGUGUGAAUCCCACCGCAGUGUCGGGGAAUCCAGGUGGAGGUUCAUGGUGUAUUGCAAGCUCUGCAGCUUCCCCAACUGCUCUGCAGGUGGCUCUUGACUAUGCUUGUGGCUAUGGCGGUGCAGACUGUUCUGCGAUUCAGCCAGGUGGGAGCUGCUAUGACCCAAACACAGUGAAGGACCAUGCCUCUUAUGCCUUCAAUGACUAUUACCAGAAGAAUCCAGCCGCUACUAGCUGUGUUUUUGGAGGAACAGCACAACUCGUUAGUACAGACCCAAGUAAUGGUAACUGUCACUAUGCCAAACCCGGAGCUGUAUUAAGCCCCCCUCCACCAGCAACCCCACCACCCCCGGCACCUGUCAUCCCAACACCAACUCCGCCAGCCCCCACAGUCCCAACACCACCACCGCCGGCCACCACAAACCCUACAUAUACGCCUACAAACCCAACAUAUACGCCCACAGAUCCAUCAAUUUAUGGUGCAGGACCAUCAGGCAUGCCCAGCUCAGCCACUUCGAUAUCAAAACGAUCGGUGCUGCUUUGGACCAUAACUUACCUUAUGGGUUUGCCCGUGGCAAAUCAUCUGUAAGCCGAAGAAAUUGUUUCUUUUCUCCACAGAGAGAUGGCAAUCGCUUAUUUGCUGCACAUUUUUGCAUUGUUAGACAUCAAUAUGAUAAAAGAAAGAUUAUAUAGCAAGUUAUUGCUGUUAUACAUCAGGUUAUGCAUUAGGUAACUAAGAAGUCCACGGGAACAUACAUCAGUAGAUUAAAGAAAUAAAUAGGUCAUAUGCUAUUCAUAAGAUAUUUCACAUUGUUACCCAAUAAAAAGAUAUAGACAGGUCAACUCCAAUUUGGAUGAAUGUUAGCAAAUAAUAUGGAUAAGUCAAUUCCAUUUGGAAGCUCUCUAGGUUGGUUUUCCAGGGAAGAGGCAUUGUACUCGAACUUCAGCUUGCACGAGUUCAUUUAGUUUUACCUAUUAA
Cucumis melo (muskmelon) is the source of this 1817-nucleotide messenger RNA. Its product is annotated as PLASMODESMATA CALLOSE-BINDING PROTEIN 4-like. Lineage: Eukaryota; Viridiplantae; Streptophyta; Magnoliopsida; Cucurbitales; Cucurbitaceae. The record is from RefSeq and is a predicted model, not a curated record. Bases 582 to 1427 code for a protein of 281 amino acids. The transcript is spliced from 4 exons.